Molecule: messenger RNA, 868 nt
Organism: Aspergillus pseudotamarii
Lineage: Eukaryota; Fungi; Ascomycota; Eurotiomycetes; Eurotiales; Aspergillaceae
Exons: 2
Coding region: 199-675 (158 amino acids)
Source: RefSeq, a predicted model, not a curated record
CCAAAAUUCCUCUGUUGCCCAACAGUUUCCCCCCACCCCUAUACUUCUAGACGUAUUUAGUUUCCGGUAGUAUUUCCAACUAUAGUCUUUUCUUCUCAUUUUGAUCCAGUGUUGUGAUUCAAGCGCAUCGCCGGUUAUCGCGUCCUUCUCCUCGCCUGCAAUUUGAUCAUCUCCUGAACCCUCAUCGAUACUUUCAGCAUGGCCACUGCAGAGAAGAAGAAAGAAGAACAACCUGCCAUUCAACCGGACGAAUACUCGGAUGGCGAUUACGAUACGGAUGACUAUUCACUGUCCGGAGACGAGCAGGAUCAGAAACCCCAACGUCCGAACCAACAGCAAGCUCGACGACGCCGCCAGCAACAACAACACAAGCGUCAAAAUGACGACUAUGACGAUGAAAGUGACUAUCUUUCCGAUGAAUACGAUUCAGAUGAAUACGACGACGAUGACUAUGGCGAUGCGAAUCAGGGCAAUGCCGUGCAGCCAUAUAAGCGCGGCACUCAAUCCUUAACACAAGGCACAAUCACAAACGGAGCCAUGACGGACGCUCCUGGACAAGGGAAAAAUGAUGAUGAGCAGGAUGGCCUCAAAUUGAAACUGGAACUGAACCUCGACAUCGAGGUGGAACUCAAAGCCCACAUUCACGGAGAUUUGACACUGUCGUUGCUUGCAUGAUUGGGGAAAAUGUUAAUUUCGCCUCUUAUAUUAGCUCUUGACCGCUUCAUCCCUCGAAUCGAUGAAACAUGUCUGGCAUGAAGUUUAUGAAAAUAUUCCAGACAAACAGCAGCAAUCUGUUCCGCAUGUUUCUUGUUAGUUCAAUAGAGUCCUGCGCUCAGGUAAUGUUUUUUACUUUUUUUUUUUUUUUUUU